Molecule: messenger RNA, 3147 nt
Organism: Botrytis cinerea B05.10
Lineage: Eukaryota; Fungi; Ascomycota; Leotiomycetes; Helotiales; Sclerotiniaceae
Gene: Bcypt10
Product: Bcypt10
Exons: 2
Coding region: 1167-2192 (341 amino acids)
Biological process (GO): intracellular protein transport
Cellular component (GO): endomembrane system
Molecular function (GO): GTP binding; GTPase activity
Source: RefSeq, a predicted model, not a curated record
GCAUUCUUUUGAAGAAAAAAUUGUUUUUGGGUUUUCGCCUUCGGAACUUCAAUUUGCUUGUUGGGUGAAGACAUAUAACAAGUUUGGUGUAUAUUGUACAGCUUUCAUCGAGUUUGCUAUCGUCGGUUUGAUUUGUUUAUCUGUUUGUUCGUUUGUUCGUUUGCUUGUCUGUUUGUGCGGCUUACUAGGUACUUGCUUGUAUUGGUUUCAGACGGGUGUGUCGAGGGCUUGGAAUAGAUAAUGUGGGAGAGGCCGAGUUUGAAUUGCAUGUAAAUUGAUUUGCAUGCCUAGGAUUGCGUCGAGACGACACCAGAGCAGAGAGUGAAUAUUUGGAUUGUGUUCGACUCAACUCUUUACAUUGAUUCGGAGUGAAGGAUCUACGACAUACGACUCUGGACUUUGGAUUGUGGGAUGAGCUGAAUUAGGAUGAGCCGAGAUGGAAUGAGAAAUGAAGAGAUGAUACGAGGAACAAAUCCAAGAACAAGAACGAGCGCGAUAUGAGUCUAUGAAUCAUUACGGCACGGAACGAAACAGACGCAUCGAAACAAUAAAGAGUAGGAAUAGGCAUACUUGAUCAACGAACGAGGGAACGAAGAACUGUUCAGCAGCGAAAUACCUUGUUUGCAGACGGGCGGACGGAAGAUAUAUACGAUAAAGAGAGGAGAAAGGAAAAGGAAGAACUGCAAAAGAGUAGGAAGAGGGGAGCAUACGUAGGGCAUCUUUUGAGAAUUUGUGAUAUUUUUGGAGAGGGCAACAGGAAGAUUUGAUUGCCAAUCUGCUGAACUGCCGAACCACAUUUUGGAGCUACGCCGAGGAAGAGUGCGCAAAGAGAGGAGAUAUAUAUUUAUAUUGGUUUUGGAGAGGAUCCGAAUGAACGAGUGAAGAAACAAGCAAACGGCUGGAAGAAAAUAAUCUGCGGAAUUAUAUCGUGGGAUUUUGCAGAAUCAUUGUGGAAGGACGAUCAAGAGGGAUCGCCGCGGAAACCAAUUCUCUCACUGAAGAUACUGUGAGAUAUUCACCCAUCUGCCCAUCUACAAUUCACAUACGCCAUCCAAUCAUCUCAUAACUACCUACCCAUACCUAUUACGAGACUACAUACUCGACUCCUAGAUCGCGACCCUCAGCCAUUCUACCUCCCACACCUAAUACACCCGAACCAAGAAAAAAUGAGCACCUCCCUCGAAGCUAAGAUAGUAGUGCUAGGCGCCCAAGGCGUAGGCAAAACAUCACUCCUUCUUCGAUAUAUAAAAAAUCAAUUUAGUCCGAAAACUACGACGUCGACUGUGGGUGCGAGUUUUCUGACAAAAAGAGUGGUGGAUGCCGAGAGUGAUACAAUUGUGAGAUUACAGAUUUGGGAUACGGCGGGACAGGAAAGAUUUAGAUCCAUAUCCCGCCUAUACUACCGCGGGGCAAAUGCCUGUAUCCUCUGCUACAGCAUCACAUCCCAAACCUCAUUCACCGAAAUGUCCGUCUGGCUUACCGAACUUCGUCGCAAUCUUCCUGCGGAUAUCAUCCUUCAUGUCGUAGGCACCAAAGCCGAUCUCGUCGCUAAAGAUCCUAGUGCAAGAGAAGUCCCAUUCGAGAGGUGUAUUGCAUAUGUAGCCGAAAACGUCACAUCUAUUUCAGGCAGUACACCGCCUGCUACAGCUUUGGGAGAACGUGGUUUCGGCAGUUGGGGUGGCGCCGGAGGUGGAGUUUGGGGAUCUGGCGGUCAAGGCACAACGGGGAUAGAAGGUGCACGAUCGCCUUCUAGUAAGAGAAGUUCUGGGUUCUGGGGUAUGGAAGUGGGGUGGGAUUGUUGUCAUGAAGUUAGUGCGGAGAGUGGAGAGGGCGUGGAGGAAGUUUUUAGAGUUAUUACAAGGAAGCUUGUGGAACAGAAUAAUAAGAUGAAAGAACAACUUUUGAGCGCGGUAGCGACUCCUGGUACGCCUGGUUUGGGGAAUGAUGGGAUGGGGAUAGAGGGGCAAACGGGAUAUUUUGAUGGAAUCAUGAGGCCUGGAGGAAGUUUUAGAGUGGGGAGGGGAGAUAGGAGAAGUUGGUUGCUGGGGCUAACAGGGGGGACGCCGCUUGGAGGAAGUGAUGUUGGGACCGGAGUAGGGAUUGGGAGUGCAUAUGGAAAUGGAAAUGCGGAUGGGAGGGAGAGGAGGGAUGAAGAGGGGGGUGAGGUUAAGAGGAGGGGGAGAUGUUGUUGAGGAGGAGACUCUAUUUUAUAAAGAGAGAGUGGAGUGGGGCUUUCUAGGGAUUAUGUUGAACAACAUAAGUUGGGUGGCUCGAUUGACUACGAUAUCACUCUCGAAAGAGCGCUUUUACAACCAGAUUAUUUCUCCUCGAAUACUAACUAAGAGCAAAGAAAGAAUGGUGCAUAUAAAUCAUUCUCCGCCUCUUUUGAUACUAGUCUAGUCGCCAUAACCGAGAUUAAAAAUUUCACUUCAGAGGAUUGGAUAUCGAUAUUGGAUGGUCGACUCCGAAGUUCGAGGGUAAGUGAGCUCGAAACCGAGAACGACAGAAAGAAGGGAGGAGAAACAGUUGAUACCCUUUUUUUACUUAUUACUUUUCUUGACUUAUGAUUUUUAGCUUUUUUUUUCUUUCUGCUUUUGCUUUGAGCUUUGCUUUUUGUUUAGGGCAUUUGCAUUUUCGUGUCUAUAUGAGGGGGUAAGAGGGUGAGGGGGUUUGGUUUAAUAGAAUAGGAGUGGAUGGGUAAGGGGUCAUUGAGAGGUGGGCAGGGGAGUUGUGAUGAUAAGGAAUUAAAUACAUAUACGAGGCGUUUUUUUGUUUUUGUUUUUGUUUUUGUUUUUGUUUUUUGCAUUAGCAGGGAGGGACGGAGGGUCUUUAUUCAUCUGUUUAUUUGAAUGGGGCGGCUUUUAGGUCGGGAGGAUGUGCAUUGAGGGGAUGGGGAAGGGAAGAGAAGGGAUGGAUUUUUAUAUCGUAUCAUGAGUAGGAGAGUUGUGAUGUUGAUGUUGAUGUAUAAGGUGCGGUGUGGUGGAGUUCAUUGGAAAGGAGGGAGCAUGACUGAGCAAGAGAUACCUACCUACCUACCUACUUAAGUAAUGAAUAGCACGGGAUGGAAUGGGAUGAGAUGAGAUGAGAUAUGUAAAAUACAUGAAAUACAUACGAAUUAUCGAUUCAUAUAUGUUGCAUUAUGUUACA